AGUCACUACCUUCCCACAGCCAGCUCAGCCAGGCAAAGGGAGUGGGACAGAUUCUGGAGUGCCGUGGGGAGGAGUCCUGGCUCGGCUGAGCAGGAGCUGCCUGGCUGUCAGUGCCAGAGCCCAGGCCUCAGAGCCCUGCUGGAGGAGGUGGACAACGGGGAGGCAGGAGCUGAGGCAGUGAGAUGGCUGAGUGCUACACAGAGCUGGAGAAGGCAGUUGUCGUCCUGGUGGAGAACUUCUAUAAAUACGUUUCCAAGCACAGCCUGGUCAAGAACAAGAUCAGCAAGAGUGGCUUCCGCAAGAUGCUCCAGAGAGAGCUGAACCACAUGCUGACGGACACAGGGAACCGAAAGGCAGCUGACAAGCUCAUCCAGAACCUGGACGCCAACCACGAAGGGCGCAUCAGUUUUGAUGAAUACUGGACCAUGAUAGGUGGUAUCACCAGCCCCAUGGCCAACCUCAUCCGCCAGCAGGAGUGCCAGCAGGAGCAGCAGGGGCAGGGCAGCAGCUAGAGGCCCCUCUCGGGUCCCUUUUCAUGUCCCGCCAGCGUUCUUCCCGUGCUUUUCGUUGACUCUUUUCGCCCUCCUCCCUCCAGACCUGUUCCUACCCUUACAGAACAACACACGGGGGUUGGGGGUGGCUAUCGAAGUCUCUUUGUGAGUGACUCACUGUGGUCAAGCUCCCCUGAGCAUUCAGUCCCUGGAGCCUGCAGGCCCUGGGGGUCCCCUUUGUGAAAUCUCAAUGCUGUUUGGGGGCUCCCAAGAGUUUCCUCAUUUGUUGAGUCUGUACACUCUUGCAAUGUCUGCUGUUCCUGUCUGGUCCUUGCCUGAUUCUGGUUCUGCCUUGACCUCUGGAGGUCAGCUUGCUGCUUGAGGUGUCCCAGCUCCUGGCUGUGGCAGCUGUGGAAGUGGCAGCACCAGUAUUAUCUUCUUCUCUUCCUCCCUAACCUCUUAGCUGGGUGGAGAGGCAUUCCCAGGGGCUCCUGUCCAGUUGUCUCUGUCUGGGAAUGACCUAACCUGGGUUGAGCCUCCUCUCUGCUCUGCCAUUGAAAUAAAGGCUGGAAUUGGAAUUUGUAA
Molecule: messenger RNA, 1076 nt
Organism: Alexandromys fortis (reed vole)
Lineage: Eukaryota; Metazoa; Chordata; Mammalia; Rodentia; Cricetidae
Gene: S100a16
Product: S100 calcium binding protein A16
Exons: 3
Coding region: 183-512 (109 amino acids)
Cellular component (GO): nucleus; perinuclear region of cytoplasm
Molecular function (GO): calcium ion binding; calcium-dependent protein binding
Source: RefSeq, a predicted model, not a curated record